Cotesia congregata is the source of this 2583-nucleotide messenger RNA. The record is from the annotation of a GenBank genome assembly. Lineage: Eukaryota; Metazoa; Arthropoda; Insecta; Hymenoptera; Braconidae.
AUGAGUAGCAACAGCACUACUAGCAACGAUAUCAAACACGGCAUCGUUAAAUUGGUUGUUUCCGGAGACACGAUUACGAUACGAGGACAACCCCGCGGAGGCCCACCCCCGGAGAGGACUAUCGCUCUUUCUAACAUCAUUGCUCCGAAAUUGGGACGUCGAGGAGUCAACAAUGGAGAAGAUAUCAGAGACGAGCCAUGGGCUUGGGAAGCUAGAGAAUUUUUACGUAAAAAAUUAAUCGCUCAGGAAGUGGUUUUUGUUGAAGAAAAAUCUGUCAGCGCUACUAAAGUUUACGGAUCCCGUGAUAAUGUCCGUAACCCAAGCCCGGCUCAAUCGCGCCUGCAAGAGUUGGAAGACGCAGCUCGUUCAGCUGGAAAAGGAAAGUGGUCUGGAAGCCCGCUUUCUGAGCACAUCCGUGACGUAAAAUGGACCAUUGAAACUCCGCGUACACUCGUGGAUAAAUACAAUGGCAAGCCAGUCAAAGCAAUCAUCGAGCACGUACGCGACGGAUCAACAGUAAAAGUGUUUCUAUUACCCGACUUUUACCACAUAACUUUAAUGCUCUCAGGAAUCCGGUGCCCCCAGAUAAAAACAGAAGGAGAAGAGCCAUUCGCCCGACAAGCCCAGUAUUUUGUCGAGACACGUAUCCUUCAGCGAGACGUAGAAGUGAUCCUCGAAGCGACCAACAACAACAACUUCGUCGGUACAAUUUUGCACCCAGCUGGUAACAUUGCCGAGCAUUUGCUCCGCGAAGGAUUCGCCAAGUGCGUCGAUUGGACCAUGAACUUCACCAAGUCCGGAGUUGACAAGCUCUACAUGGCCGAGAAAGCCGCCAAGGAGCGCAAGCUUCACCUGUGGCAGAACUGGCAGCCAUCAGCUCCCCAGAAGGAGUACAACGCCGUGGUGGUAGAAAUCACCAGCGCGGAUUCAAUGCUCGUAAGGACUCAAAAUGGCGAGACUAAAAAAAUAUUCUUAAGUAGCAUUCGUCCGCCUCAGAGGGAAAAAAAAGCCGGAGAGGACAAAAACGCUCCAAGGUCCAAGGACUUUAGACCUCUUUACGAUAUUCCGUUCAUGUAUGACGCUCGUGAAUUUUUAAGGAAGAAAUUAAUUCGCAAACAGGUCAAAGUUAUUGAAGAUUACACGCAGCCGGCUAAAGAUCAGUACCCGGAAAAAAUCUGCUGCACUGUUAUGGUCGGAAAAGUCAACAUCGCGGAAGCUAUGGUGUCCAAGGGAUUCGCUACUGUUGUCAGGUACAAGCAGAACGAUGAUCAACGCCCGCUUCAUUAUAAUGAACUCCUGGCUGCUGAGAGCAAGGCUGAAAAAUCUCAGAAUGGUUUGCAUGCUAAGAAAGACACUGCUCCCCAGAGAAUAGUAGAUUUAUCGAACGACGCUGCUAAAGCCAAGUGUCACUUGUCUGCGUUGAAAAGAACACGUGGCACUAAAGCCGUCGUUGAGUUUGUAACAAGUGGCUCGCGUUUGAAGCUUUUCUUGCCUAAAGAGCACUGCUUGAUAACCUUCUUGCUCGCUGGAGUUAAAGCCCCACGCAGAUCGCGCCCAAAGCCAGGUGGUGGAACUAUUGAAGGUGAAAAGUACGCCGAGGAAGCUUUUAAUUUUAUGAAGGAGCAGUGCUUCCAAAAGGAUGUUGAAAUCCAGGUUGAUAAUAUGGAGUCUAAAGGCAGUGGGUUCAUUGGUUGGCUGUUUGUUGAUGGGGUUAACAUGUCUGUUGCUCUUGUUGAAGAAGGAUUGGCUGAGGUGUCCAGUUUCAGCGAGCAUGGGGAGUACAUCAAGUCGCUGAAGGCUGCUGAGGAACGAGCCAAGGCCAAGAAACUUAACAUCUGGGACCGGCCUGAUGCAGAGCCGGAGGAGGAAGAGGUUAAGGAGGAGAAGGAAGUUGUUGAACGCAAGGUUGAGACUCGUGAAGUUGUCGUUUCGGAGGUUACUGAGGAUCUUCACUUCUUUGCUCAGUAUGUGGACCAGAAGAACCAGGUUGAGGGGCUCUUGACGAGACUACGUCAAGAGUUGGAGGAAAAUCCUCCUCUUCCGGGGGCGUUCAGUCCUAAACGUGGGGAUCUGGUUGCUGCUAAGUUUUCUGGGGAUGGAGAGUGGUACCGCGCUAAGGUUGAAAAGGUCGCUGGUACUAAUAUCAGCGUACUCUAUGUUGAUUAUGGUAACCGUGAGGUUGUUAAUGUUACACAAGUCGCGCCGCUGCCUGCUGAAUUUUCAGGGGAAAAACCCUACGCUCAUGAAUUCGUUGCGGCUUAUGUUGCUCUUCCUAAGGAUGUUGAUGAUCAAAAAGCUGCUAUCACAGCAUUCCAAGAAGAUAUUGAAAAUAAAACAUUGUUAUUGUCAGUGGUUUACAAAUCAUCUUCAGGAGUAUUAGCAGCAACUUUAGUUGAUCCUGUAACUAGUGAAGAUAUUGUUAAAGCUCUUGUUAAAGAUGGAUAUCUGCUUGUCAACAGAGAAAAAAGAGUUUAUGUUAAGCCUGAAUACUUGGAUGCACAAUCAGAGGCCAAGAAAGCUCAUCGCAACAUCUGGCAGUAUGGUGACAUCACGACUGAUGACAAUGAAAACGCGUGGAAGUAA